GCCUUACAACAGAACACUAACAAGCCCCUCCCCCAUCGACAUGGCCUACCUCAACGAUCACUACCCAAGCCAUAUAUACAAUCAUCACUAGCACUAGCACUGUGAGCUGGUUGUUGGGGAGAACUUAUCAUAUAAUGGACCUAGAGGACCAACAAAGACAGAGAGAGUUCUAUAGUCAUGUCAGAGAAACUAUAAUAUCACUACUGGUUUUAUUACUGCUCUACUUAUUCUCGUAUGGGCUGGUAUCCAGGUAUAAAAGGCAUAAAUCACGCGAGGACUGCUACUCAGGUGAAGAGGAUGCAACCGUGUAUAGGAUAACGACGUGGUUGUGCUCGUUCUCACUGUGUGUAAGCCUUGGCUCUGCCCUCCUCCUCCCCAUGUCCAUUGUCGGCAACGAGGUCCUCGUGCACUACCCCCAUAGUUACUACGUGCAAUGGCUCAAUACAUCACUGAUCAGAGGUCUGUGGAAUAUGGUGUUCCUUGGUUCCAAUGUCAGUCUGUUCCUGCUAUUACCAUUUGCCUAUUUCUUCACGGAAUCUGAAGGCCUGGCUGGAUCAAAAAAGGGUGUAAUGUCACGGAUCACCGAGACUGCUCUACUGCUCUGUCUGCUGGGAGUAAUGGCUGCUCUCUUGGCUGGGCUCCUCUCAUCCUUCCUCUCGGGAGAAGAGAGUGAGGCUCCCCAGUGGUGGUGGUCAGCACUGCCCCUCCUCUACUCCUUGGUGUCCAUGCUGGGGGUCCUCGUGGCCUGUCUGGUUACCCCCCUCGGAUUCUCAGCACUGUUCACUCUACUCGGAGAGGUCAUCACUAGACCUAUGCUUCAUGGCCAUGUGGAGGAAAGAAUAGACGAGUUGAAGUUUGAGGAGGCUGCUCUACAACGUAGACACAGGAUAGUCAAUGGGAUGGUUGCUAAGCAACCUGCUACCGUUGAAGAUUCUCUUAACAAGCUACAAGCUGAGCGGAGGAGCUUGGAGCGCAGACUUCGCUCAUCACCGUGGGAGAGGAACCUCGUCUACCCCCUGUGUUUCCUGGGGAUGUUGGGACUCUCUCUGUUAGCUCUGCUACUGGUACUGGCCAACACACUGUCUCUGCUCCUCGACCCCACCUCUGUGCAUAACUCCGUGGAGUAUCUCCUCGGCUAUCAGAGCACAUCUCAACUGGGUGCCGUGGGGGCGUGCGUGGAGGUGGUCCUCAUUGUAUACCUCAUGUGUGCCAGUGUGGUGGGCGUGUACAGCACCCCUCGGCUCAACAAUCUGCUUCCAAAGAUCCACGACACACCAAUGACUAAGGUGAUAGCCAACUGUGCCCUGCUACUAAUGCUGAGCUCAGCACUUCCCCUUCUCUCGAAGACCCUCGGUAUCACAAGAUUCAACCUCCUGGGACUGUUUGGGAGCUUCGAGUGGCUGGGUAAUGUCUGGCUUGUGCUGGGCUAUAACUGCGUCUUCUUUGUUGUCACAUCCACCAUCUUAUCGCAGAGAGUGACAAGAACUAUACUUAAAGAGACUUCUAAACUGUUAGGAGCCAAGUUAAAUUUUACUAGACGCAAGGGUGGUCAUUCGAACUCCCCCGAUAAAUCAGAAUUACAUGUGAACUGAAGUUUUUAGAACUGAAGUUUUUAUUAUGUUGACAUGCACUUGUUGUAUUGUGUUCUGCACAUAUAUUAUUAUCAUCACUAUAAUUAUGUACAUGUAUAAUGAUAAUUAUACAUGUAUCUAUAAUUACACUGUGUUUUUACAGAAUCAGAUGUUUAUCAACCAUUCAGCUAGUGAUUCACAAUAAUAAUAAUUGUUAUGCGUUUACGCGAUAUUGUGAAUACAACAACAAUCAUUGUAUAAUAUUAUAUACUUUAUUAUAAUUG
Messenger RNA from Halichondria panicea, 1855 nucleotides. Its product is annotated as limb region 1 homolog-like protein. Gene Ontology annotation, biological process: signal transduction. Gene Ontology annotation, cellular component: plasma membrane. Lineage: Eukaryota; Metazoa; Porifera; Demospongiae; Suberitida; Halichondriidae. Gene Ontology annotation, molecular function: transmembrane signaling receptor activity. The record is from RefSeq and is a predicted model, not a curated record. The transcript is spliced from 11 exons. The coding region runs from base 135 to 1592 and encodes 485 amino acids.